GUGAACGCCCAAUCCUGAUCUUGUCAUUGCAUAAUCUCCAUAAUUCCAUCAACGGGGGAAUCUAAGUUCCAAUCUGACCAUCUUUUUUCUUCAAUAAACGAAUCAAUUCCAGUCAGUUCGAUUCCAGCCUUAACCAUAGUCACAUCAACAUGGGUCCAGUUUCAGGAACAGAAAUGUCCACCGAUAAAGACGGUCACAGAAUUGAGGGAUCCUUCGUGGUCAAAUCGGGCUUGGCCCAAAUGUCCAAGGGUGGACUAAUCAUGGAUGUGGUCAACGCAGAGCAAGCCAAGAUUGCAGAAGAGGCCGGGGCGUGUGCUGUGAUGGCUUUGGAAAGGGUUCCGGCGGAUAUUCGUCGCGAUGGGGGCGUGUCUAGGAUGUCUGAUCCGAAACUAAUCAAGGAAAUUAUGGCUGCGGUCACCAUUCCGGUGUUCGCCAAAGUGAGGAUUGGUCAUUUUGCCGAGGCUCAAAUCUUGGAGGCGUUGGGGGUUGAUAUGAUUGACGAGUCAGAGGUCUUGACACCGGCUGAUGAUGAACACCACGUCGAUAAGCGAGCUUUCAAAGUGCCGUUUGUUUGCGGAGCUCGUAACUUGGGAGAGGCUCUGAGAAGAAUCGCCGAAGGAGCAGCCAUGAUUAGGACCAAGGGAGAAGCUGGAACAGGAAACGUGGUCAAUGCUGUUCAUCAUGCUCGGACCAUCAAUCGUGAGAUUCGUUUGGCUCAGUCCAUGGAUGAUUCCGAGCUUUUCUCCUAUGCCAAGCAAAUUCAAGUCCCCGUGGAUUUGCUCCGUGAGGCCGCCAAGAUAGGCCGUCUACCCGUGGUAAACUUUGCGGCUGGCGGUUUAGCCACCCCCGCGGAUGUGAGCCUUCUCAUGCAAUUAGGAGUUGAUGGAGUCUUCGUUGGAUCAGGGAUCUUCAAGAGCAAUUGUCCAAAGAAGCGUGCUCACGCCAUGGUUCAAUCCGUGACCCAUUACAAGAACAAGGAGAAGCUGGCCGAGUUAAGCGAGGAUUUGGGUGAACCAAUGGUGGGCAUUAAUUGCGACCAGUUGGCCGAGAAAUGGGAGGGCCGAGAGAGCGAAAUGAAGUAAGCUCGGUGUUCUUCCGCUUCCACAUCAUCAUCAUCGCUCAGAGUUGCUUCCUUCUUUCGCUCUUUCGUUUCUUCCCAUGUUGAGAAGGGUGGAUCUCUCUCUGGGUCCCUUUACUUACGGAUCGAAAUGAACGGGCGAGAAGAAACACGUGUUUGCUUAAGAUCGGCAUUUAUUUACUUGCUUCCAUCUGGUGGACAUACACAUGCACUCGCACUCACACAUGUACAAUAAUGAAUAAUUUGUUUCUUUCAGUACACAAGAAUUACACCUGAUGAUGCACA
Messenger RNA from Tigriopus californicus, 1363 nucleotides. Its product is annotated as pyridoxal 5'-phosphate synthase subunit SNZERR-like. Bases 150 to 1082 code for a protein of 310 amino acids. The transcript is spliced from 7 exons. The record is from RefSeq and is a predicted model, not a curated record. NCBI's taxonomy places the organism in Eukaryota, Metazoa, Arthropoda, Copepoda, Harpacticoida, Harpacticidae. Gene Ontology annotation, biological process: amino acid metabolic process; pyridoxine biosynthetic process; pyridoxal 5'-phosphate biosynthetic process. Gene Ontology annotation, molecular function: amine-lyase activity.